AUGAAUUACAAACUAACCGUCUUUUCUGGUUGUAUAUUUACAGAAAAUCUAUUUAACCUCAAGUUUACAGCAAAACAGCUACAGCGUCAAUCCAAGAAAAGCACCAAGGAUGAGUCUGAUGAAAAGGCAAAGCUUAAAAAGGCGAUCCAACAAGGAAAUAUGGAUGGUGCCCGUAUCUAUGCAGCAAAUGCGAUCCGGAAAAAGAACGAGUCACUCAAUUUGCUGCGACUGUCUUCUCGCAUAGAUGCAGUGGCAUCUCGAGUUCAAACAGCAGUCACCAUGCGUAAAGUCACAUCCUCCAUGGCAGGAGUUGUAAAGGGCAUGGACAAGGCAAUGCAGAGCAUGAAUCUAGAUCAGAUAUCGAUGGUGAUGGAUAAGUUUGAGAAGCAGUUUGAGGAUUUGGAUGUGCAAACAGAAUAUAUGGAGAAUGCCAUGGGACAGACCACAGCACUGACGACACCGCAAGAUCAAGUGGAGGAGUUGAUGCAUCAAGUUGCAGAUGAGAAUGGAUUGGAGUUGCAGAUGGAGAUGCCGGGUGCGGGGGCAGGAUCGCUUGUUGGGACAGCGACAGUUGAGAAGGAACACGAUGCACUUAAUGAACGAUUGGCCAAGCUUCGUAAUGCGUAG
Molecule: messenger RNA, 627 nt
Organism: Batrachochytrium dendrobatidis JAM81
Lineage: Eukaryota; Fungi; Chytridiomycota; Chytridiomycetes; Rhizophydiales
Exons: 4
Coding region: 1-627 (208 amino acids)
Biological process (GO): late endosome to vacuole transport; protein transport; endosome transport via multivesicular body sorting pathway
Cellular component (GO): multivesicular body; ESCRT III complex
Source: RefSeq, a predicted model, not a curated record